This is a messenger RNA of Penicillium cosmopolitanum, 195 nucleotides long. RefSeq lists its product as uncharacterized. Lineage: Eukaryota; Fungi; Ascomycota; Eurotiomycetes; Eurotiales; Aspergillaceae. The transcript has a single exon. Bases 1 to 195 code for a protein of 64 amino acids. The record is from RefSeq and is a predicted model, not a curated record.
AUGACGACAACUGUGCGCCCCGUUAUUCGCGACCGGGCAACAGAGAGCCAUUUUGCGACGACAGGACUAUGCAAUGUAACAUCUGAAGGGGUGGACGGAGCGAGACAUGCGGCAUCGAAGGAAUACCGGCACGUUAUAGAUACGAAGGAGGCCGGCGAGCCUUUGGACAAAAGCAAGAGUACCGACACGAAAUAG